AUGAGACACAUCUUGACCGACCUUCGCGGCAAUCCCAUUUAUUCCUUCGCCCAUCGCCGGCUCCGUCGUAUGAGGCAUUCCCACGCCUCAACGCUUUUGUUGCUCGUCCAGAAUCGCUCGUGGGAAUCCGUCCUCCACCGGGCAGCUCAGCACCCCCAAGAAGUUUGGAUCGUCGACGACGGUGGGAAUACGCCCUUGCACGUAGCUGCUCGGCUCGAUCCUCCGCCUGCCGUCGUGAAGGCGCUGCAGGUGACGUCAAGGGUUGCAAAUUUGGAAGGGAUCACACCGUUGCACAUAGCGGCAUCGCAUCGGUGUUCUGCCGCCGCUUUGCGGGCACUCAUUGCCUGUGCUGGUUCUGCGACAACAAUCACUACAGAUGGAACUGUUGCUGGAUGCCUCGUAGAUACUCCUUCCUUGAAGGAAAGCGAUGCUUCGUCUGUAGGCGAAAAAGAAAAAGUAGGGCUUUCUCCUACCGCUGACUUGUCUCGUAUGGGCCGAGCCCCAAUUCACUAUGCUUGUUUGUCUUUUCGGGGACACAACAUUGAGGCCUUUUCGGUCCUUCUUGAUGCAACGCUAAAAAGCGGUUUUGUCACCUUGCACGAUUUUGUGGUUGAUGAAGCUCUACCGGACUUUGAAGAGUUCGACGAAGAGUUCACUGACGACUUUUGCGACACCAAAAACCUUAAGUCUCAGCAUUUUGAAGCGAAGCAACGAGUGAAGAAGGUCAUUAACGUGAUGAACAUGAAGGACGCAACGGGACAAACCCCACUGGGACUUUUAUUUCGCCGGUACCGGGAACGUGUCCGUUGCGUAAUAUCCACCGUGGAUCGACUACGUCGCGAACAUCCGAAUCGGGAACAAGCGGCAGUAGGAGCAGCGUUGGCUGUCCACGCCGAUUUGGGAGAACUUUGGGAAAAGGCGCGCUUGAUUGUUAUUAAACUUACAGAGGAGCGAUUGCAACGUGAAGAUUCCGAAAAAGCGGCAUCCAACAGGUCCAUAAUUAUAUCUAGCAACGCUACUGAAAUGAGUCCUCCGUCUCCCGGAGAGGAGGCUGUCGCUCAAGAAGCAGCUCAGUAUGCGAUGGAGCGUCAUCAAAGAGUUGACAACACGAGCAUAGAAGACGAGGACUUCCUCACUUUGCCAGGAGACGAACUUGUUAACGACCGAGACACACGACGCCUUAAGUUCCGAAUUGUCCAUGCUUCGGUGGGUUUGACGGGGUACGGCUGUCCACCAGAAAUGAUACGUUUGGCUCUUUCCAUCUAUCCCAACCAAGUCCACGAAAUGGACGAAGACGGCAAUUUACCACUGCACAUUGCUGUAGCAGAGGCGAACUAUGUAGCCACGACACCGAAUGGGGGUCUUCCAGAAUUUCAUAAUCAACUCGGUAUUGGAGAGAUUUCCGACGAUCACAGUGUUGUGUCUGCUAUGAGUUUCUUUUCCUCGGCAACUAUAUCCCAGACCGUCAACCCAUUCGACAAGGUCAUCAAGAUGCUCUUGCAGCAGUAUCCGGAAGCUGCCAAGAUCCCUCAAGGUCGGACUGGUCGGCUGCCGUUGGUAAUGGCCUUGGAAUCGGGUCUGCGGACUUGGGAAGACGGAAUUCGGACCUUGUUGAACGCCUACCCGCCAGCGCUGCACGACAAGAAGCUAAUUGAGCCUGCUUUGUAUCCGAACGUGUUGGGUUUGGUCACGAACGCCUCUAACCUUCUCUUUCCCUUGUCACGUAUUGGUGGAAGCUCUACUGGGCUGGACGAUUUGCUGCCUAGAGGAAGCCAGCAUCUUCGCUCGCGCAGAGCUCGCAGCAACACGCAAGCAAAACGUCGGGAAGAGUGCGCCCGAACGACACUGUUUGAGCUGCUUCGCACUAAGCCUGAGUGGUUGGUGUCGGAAGCAUAG
Phaeodactylum tricornutum CCAP 1055/1 is the source of this 1896-nucleotide messenger RNA. RefSeq lists its product with no specific name. Gene Ontology annotation, cellular component: cytoplasm. Bases 1 to 1896 code for a protein of 631 amino acids. The transcript has a single exon. Gene Ontology annotation, molecular function: actin filament binding. The record is from RefSeq and is a predicted model, not a curated record. Lineage: Eukaryota; Bacillariophyta; Bacillariophyceae; Surirellales; Neidiaceae. Gene Ontology annotation, biological process: actin filament bundle assembly.